AUGAGCUGGCUCCAAGGUCGCUUUGUCGGCCCGGUCGACCCUCCUCCCACCGCUCCUGCGCCGCCCGUCCAGCCGGGCGAGCUGCCCGAGACGGCCCCGUCGCCCGACUCUCUCGAGGUCGCCUCCUCGAGCGUCGCCCAGGACCCACCGCCCACGAUCAAGGUCGCCGUGCUCCUCGACGGCGACGCAGACCUUUUCACGUCGGCGUACCUCCUCAAAGGCUACCGCGGUGGACGCUCGGCCGCCCUCGACCUCCGCAACAAGGUCAACUCGCUCGUCCACAGCCGGUACCGCCACGUCGCAGGCCCGCUCGCCCGUCCUCCCGAGCUCUACGUCGUCGCCCAGUCGUUCCUCAACAUGGCGGGCCUGUCGCAUCACCUCCUCGGGGUCGACCUGCGCUCGUUCGCGCAGGGCUUCUCGUCGAGCGGGCUCGCCUUCUCGAUGGUCGACGUCGGCUGCCAGAGGCAGGCCGCAGACGACGCCAUCAAGGGUCACUUGCCGUUCCUUCUCGCGACGUGCGACGUCGUCCUCCUCGGCGGCAGCCACGACGGCGGUUACGCUGCCGACCUCCUGCGCCUCGACCCCGAGGUCCUCCGCACCAAGGUCCUCCUUCUGCGCACGACCGACUUUGCCGCCGAACGCAUCCUCGAACUCGGUCUCGAGGAGGUCCGCUUCGAGGGCUUGUUCGACGGCACCGACCCUUCCUCGGGCCGCAAGCCGGCCUUCCUCACGCGGGCCUCGGCCCCGGCGAUGCCCUUCUUCGCGCCAACCUCGUCGGCCAUGUCGCACAGCGUCAACGCCGUCCGCAAGACGUCGGUGCCUCGUGUGCCCGGCGCGACGACGAGCGCCGUCAAGCCGCCUGUCCCGGCCUCGUUCUCGUCGACGGUCGCGCUCAGGCCCAGCGGCCUCGUCGUCCCGUGCACCUCGUCGCGCACGUCGGCCGCCUCGGCGUCGCAGCAGGCGUCGACGUCGACUACGCCGCCCGCCCCGACGCCUUACGCGCCGCUCGUCCUCGUCCUGCGCGACUUUGCGUCGCGCGGCCAGCGCCGCGUCUCGCGCCACGAGGUCGACGUCGCGCUUCGGGCGCGGUACCCGGCGCUCGGCGGGUACCUCAGGCGGUACGCGCUCGAGGCGGCGCUCAAGGGGCUCGUGCGGCUUGGCAAGGGCAAGACGGGCGAGGUCGAGUGGGUCGAGCUGGUCGAGGAGAAGGCGGGGCAGGCGGGUCAGGCGGUCCAGGCGGCGCCGCAGGUGGUGCAGGGCAGCAAGACGGUCGGUGGAGCUGGAGGAAAGGGACCAGUCGCUUCGACCUCGGCGCCGCCUGCUGUCGCACUCGUCGCCGCGUCCAAGCCCACCUCGACCGCCUCGUCUUCGACUACCGCCCCUUCGACCAUCACCACCACCCACAAGCGCUUCCUCCCCCUCAUCCACCUCCUCGAGUCGCAGCGCAAGGCCGGUCGCACGCGUCCCCUGUGCGCUUACGUCGGCGAGAAGCUCGCCAAGGCGUGCCCGGGCCUGUACGCGCACUUCACGACGUUCUGCCGCGAGGCCGAGCGGGAGGGGAUCGUGAGGAUGGGCGUCGGGGAGAAGCUCGGGAGCGAGUGGAUCGAGUUGGUGUCCAAGACGCCGAUGUCGAGGCCUGUGUCGAGCGCGCCGUCGGCAUCGCCCGCAUACACCAUCCCGUCGAGCUUCGACCCGCUCGUGUCGAUCCUCCUCGACGGCUCGUCGCCCGUGCUGCCCCGCAGCCAGGUCGAGGCCAAGUUCGACGCCCUCGACUCGAGACCGUACGAGCCGGGCAAGUUCAAGCUGUACGUCUCGCGCGCCGAGCAGGCGAGGGUGGUCGACACGGGCUCGAAGGACAAGGAGGGGGAGCCCUUGGUCAAGCUCACGGCGGCGGCGAGGACGGCGGCGAAGCGGGAGAGCAAGCGGUUCGAGCCGAACAUGUCGAGCGCGGUGCCGAGCGCGACCGCGUCCUCGUCCGCUUUCGUCGUCCCGCUGGCCUUCGUCCCGCUCGUGUCGGUCCUGCGCAGCGUCGCGACGCCGACCGCGUCGUGGACCACCGUGGGCGACAAGCUCAACAAGGUCAUCCCGACGCCGUACGAGACGGGCAAGUUCCGGGCAUACGUCGAGCGCGCCGAGCAGGCGGGCGUCGUCGAGACGGGCAAGAGGGAAAAGGAGGGGCAGCACUGGAUGAGGCUGACGAGCUCGGCGAGGGCAGCGGCGUUUCCCUCGAGCGAGUUGGUCAAGCCGGCGAGCACUACUUCGGCGUCUACUUCAGCGUCGAGCGCUGCCGACAAUACGUCGGGCUUCACCAUCCCGGUCGCCUUCCUCCCCCUCGUCACCGUCCUCCUCAGCAUCUCGGCGCCCUCGCCGGCGUGGACCCACGUCGGCGCCCAGCUCAACCAGCUCAAGCCCCUCCCAUAUUUGAAGGGCAAGCUCAAGGCGUACGUCGAGCAGGCCGAGGCGGCGGGCAUCGUCGAGACGGGCGAGUCGGAGGCCGAGGGGCAGCACUGGAUGAGGCUCACGGCUGCAGCGAGGGCGGCGGUGCAGUCGUUGUCGGCGAGCGAGGGAGCCGAGAAGGCCAAAGCUCCGGAGGUCCAGCCUGCGCGGCCUGGGUGCUGUUGA
This is a messenger RNA of Rhodotorula graminis WP1, 2622 nucleotides long. RefSeq lists its product as uncharacterized. The transcript has 10 exons. The record is from RefSeq and is a predicted model, not a curated record. NCBI's taxonomy places the organism in Eukaryota, Fungi, Basidiomycota, Microbotryomycetes, Sporidiobolales, Sporidiobolaceae. Bases 1 to 2622 code for a protein of 873 amino acids.